Molecule: messenger RNA, 2874 nt
Organism: Eublepharis macularius
Lineage: Eukaryota; Metazoa; Chordata; Lepidosauria; Squamata; Eublepharidae
Gene: ERC2
Product: ELKS/RAB6-interacting/CAST family member 2
Exons: 16
Coding region: 1-2874 (957 amino acids)
Biological process (GO): maintenance of presynaptic active zone structure; neuromuscular synaptic transmission; regulation of synaptic plasticity
Cellular component (GO): cytoskeleton of presynaptic active zone
Molecular function (GO): structural constituent of presynaptic active zone
Source: RefSeq, a predicted model, not a curated record
AUGUAUGGAAGUGCAAGAACAAUCAGUAACUUGGAAGGCAGUCCUGCCAGAUCUCCUCGUUUGCCAAGAUCUCCUCGUCUGGGCCACAGGCGAACAAGCAGUGGGGGAGGUGGAGGAACAGGUAAGACCUUAUCGAUGGAGAACAUCCAGUCACUUAAUGCUGCCUAUGCAACAUCUGGACCAAUGUACCUGAGUGACCAUGAAGGUGUGGCAUCAACUACUUUCCCAAAGGGCACAAUGACUCUUGGAAGGGCUACAAAUCGAGCUGUAUAUGGUGGUCGAGUUACAGCCAUGGGAAGCAGUCCUAAUAUUGCUUCUGUUGGUCUUUCCCAUUCGGAUCUCCUUUCUUAUACUGAUCAGCAUGGGGGAUUGACAACAUCUUCACAUCAUCACCAUCAUCAGAUCCCUUCUAUGCUGAGACAGGUAAGGGACAGUACCAUGCUUGACCUGCAAGCUCAGCUUAAGGAGUUGCAGAGAGAGAAUGAUCUUCUAAGGAAGGAACUGGACAUCAAGGACAGCAAGCUUGGCUCAUCUAUGAACAGCAUUAAGACCUUUUGGAGUCCAGAGCUCAAAAAGGAAAGAGUCUUGCGGAAAGAAGAAGCAGCCAGAAUGUCUGUUUUGAAAGAGCAGAUGAGAGUUUCUCAUGAGGAGAACCAGCAUCUUCAGCUAACUAUUCAGGCACUCCAAGAUGAGCUUCGAACCCAGAGAGACCUUAAUCAUCUCCUCCAACAAGAAAGUGGAAAUCGAGGUGCUGAGCAUUUUACUAUUGAGCUUACAGAGGAGAAUUUUCGAAGGCUUCAGGCUGAACAUGACAGGCAGGCAAAAGAGUUAUUUCUGUUGAGAAAAACUCUGGAAGAAAUGGAGCUGAGAAUUGAAACACAGAAGCAGACAUUAAAUGCUAGAGAUGAAUCCAUCAAAAAGCUGCUAGAAAUGUUGCAGAGUAAAGGUUUGCCAUCUAAAGGAAUGGACGAUGACAAUGAAAGAACUCGAAGGAUGGCAGAGGCUGAAUCUCAGGUUAAUCAUUUAGAAGUGAUUUUAGACCAGAAAGAGAAGGAAAACAUACAUCUUAGAGAGGAACUUCACAGAAGAACCCAACUUCAGCCUGAACCAGCUAAAACGAAAGCUCUUCAGACUGUCAUAGAGAUGAAGGACACAAAAAUAGCUUCACUGGAACGUAAUAUAAGAGACCUUGAAGAUGAAAUACAGAUGCUGAAGACAAAUGGAGUUCUGAAUACAGAAGACAGAGAAGAAGAAAUAAAACAAAUAGAAGUUUACAAGAGUCAUUCGAAGUUCAUGAAAAAUAAGAUUGACCAGCUGAAGCAGGAGCUUUCAAAGAAAGAAUCAGAACUUCUUGCCUUACAAACUAAGCUUGAAACCCUUAGCAAUCAGAAUUCAGAUUGCAAACAACACAUUGAAGUGCUUAAAGAAUCGCUUACUGCCAAAGAACAGAGAGCUGCCAUACUUCAGACAGAGGUUGAUGCCUUGAGAUUACGUUUAGAAGAGAAAGAAAGUUUCCUUAAUAAAAAAACCAAACAACUGCAGGACCUCACUGAAGAAAAGGGAACUUUGGCUGGAGAAAUUCGAGAUAUGAAAGACAUGUUAGAAGUCAAAGAAAGAAAAAUUAAUGUUCUUCAAAAAAAGAUUGAAAACCUCCAGGAACAACUUAGGGACAAAGACAAGCAGCUGACCAACCUGAAAGAUAGAGUGAAAUCCUUACAGACUGAUUCCAGUAACACCGACACUGCUCUAGCAACAUUGGAAGAAGCUCUGUCAGAGAAAGAGAGAAUUAUAGAGCGAUUAAAGGAGCAGAGGGAGAGAGAUGACCGUGAAAGGCUUGAAGAAAUUGAAUCCUUUAAAAAAGAAAACAAAGAUCUGAAGGAAAAAGUUAAUGCUUUACAAGCUGAGUUGACAGAAAAAGAGUCCAGCUUAAUUGAUCUGAAAGAACAUGCAUCCUCAUUGGCUUCAACAGGGCUGAAAAGAGAUUCUAAACUAAAGUCUUUAGAAAUAGCCAUAGAGCAAAAGAAGGAGGAAUGCAGUAAAUUAGAAGCACAACUGAAAAAGGCUCAUGAAGCAGAGGAGGAAGCACGGAUGAAUCCUGAAUUUGCAGACAGAAUGAAGCAACUUGACAAAGAAGCAGCCUAUUACAGGGAUGAAUGUGGUAAAGCUCAAGCUGAAGUUGACAGACUUCUAGAAAUCCUUAAGGAAGUAGAGAAUGAAAAAAAUGACAAAGAUAAGAAAAUUGCUGAACUAGAAAGCUUGACUUCCAGACAUAUGAAAGAUCAAAACAAGAAGGUGGCCAACCUGAAGCACAAUCAACAAAUAGAAAAGAAGAAGAAUGCUCAGUUGCUAGAAGAAGUUCGUAGGCGUGAAGACAAUAUGACAGACAAUUCUCAGCAUUUACAGGUUGAAGAACUAAGGAAUGCACUGGAUAAGACCAGACAAGAACUGGACGCCACCAAAGCACGCCUUGGUUCAACCCAGCAGUCCUUGGCUGAGAAAGAAGCACAUCUGGCCAAUUUAAGAAUAGAAAGAAGAAAACAGCUAGAAGAGAUACUGGAAAUGAAGCAGGAAGCAUUACUUGCUGCCAUCAGCGAAAAAGAUGCAAAUAUUGCCUUGCUUGAAUUGUCGGCUUCAAAGAAAAAGAAAACUCAAGAAGAAGUGAUGGCUUUGAAAAGAGAAAAAGACAGAUUAGUCCAUCAGUUAAAACAGCAGACGCAGAACAGGAUGAAACUGAUGGCAGACAACUAUGAUGAUGACCAUCACCACUACCACCACCACCACCAUCACCACCACCACAGAUCUCCUGGGAGGACACAGCAUGCCAAUCACAGACCAUCUCCAGAACAGGAUGAUGAGGAGGGUAUAUGGGCAUAG